Molecule: messenger RNA, 4583 nt
Organism: Notolabrus celidotus (New Zealand spotty)
Lineage: Eukaryota; Metazoa; Chordata; Actinopteri; Labriformes; Labridae
Product: WD repeat-containing protein on Y chromosome-like
Exons: 2
Coding region: 297-4475 (1392 amino acids)
Molecular function (GO): protein binding; calcium ion binding
Source: RefSeq, a predicted model, not a curated record
GUCAUAGUCCAGCUGAAAGAAGGUAUACCACAGGUCUAUAAAGGAGAGCUCUUUACUGCUGCAGCUUUUAGCAAACACCAACACUCUUAAGAGCUUUGUUAUCUCUUUAACUGCUGCAACUUUUAGCAAACACCAACACUUUUAAGAGCUUUGUUAUCUCUUUACCUGCUGCAACUUUUAGCAAACACCAACACUCUUAAGAGCUUUGUUAUCUCUUUAACUGCUGCAGCUUUUAGCAAACACCAACACUUUUAAAAGAUUUAUCUCUUUAACUGCUGCUGUUGUAGGAACGAAAAAUGACAAGCCAGGAAGUUAUGGAAAAGGACUUCUCAGAGGAGGCUCCUGUGAAGAACACAGACAUGGAGUUUACUGCUGAGGAUAUUCCUCGGAUUGUGAAGAUAUUCCAAGAGGCUGAUGCUGAUGGAAGCACAGGCCUAGAUGUGGACGAAUUCCGGGAGGCGAUGAAAAAGAUCGAUAUCAAUGCAGACGACAGCGAUAUGGAGGCCCUCCACAUGAAGAUUGACACAAACUGUGACUCUGUUGUGGACUUGGAAGAGUUACUGACCUUCCUAGAGCAAAAAAACAAGACCGCAAAAAAUAUGGAUUCCAAAAAAGUCUUCCCUAAACCUUUAGAGAUCGUGAAAACGAAAGAUCGCAAUCCUAUAGUGAAAAUGAUCUUCUGUCCUUUAGAAGGCGUCAGUGACCCCGACCAUUACUUCGAGGAUCCAACAGAACAAGAAAGACCGUUUGUGGAAGGCCAAUAUCACUCCAUCACCUCCGGGGGUGUCGUCAGUUUCUGGUCCGACAGGUUUGACAGUCCUCGGACUUUGUCACUGUACAAAGAUAAAGCAAAAUUGCCUUUCUCUCACAAGAAGAAAGUCUGUGUGAACGACGCGGUGUUCCUGCCAGAACUGUCACAGUUAGCUGUGUGUGGUAAUGACAGAGAGGUGAAGUUCUAUAAAUACAUCGAAAAGUUGGACAUGCUUUACAUCAGCCACAGUUUGAUUGUGGAGGACCAACUAGUGAGUUGCAUGAACUACUGGUCCGACGGCACCAAGGCAGUGUUCGCUAUGAGUGACACUAGGGGGUUUCUAUAUAUUUUUACCUCCAACAAUGUACGUGCCUAUGGCCUCUUCUGCAAACAAAGCUAUGAAGAAAUCUCUCUGAUGGAUUAUCCAACUGUUUAUGUUUCUUCCCUCAUGGAAAACACAUCUCCAAGAUUUAUGAAUGCCAAAGUCUCCACCUUUAAAGACAGCUGGAACCAGAUCACCCAGAUCAGCUACAUUCCAUCUCUUAACUCACAUGCGGUUUGUUGUAGCUCAUCCAAAGAAAUGAUCCUUGUUUCCCUGUCCAAGCAAACCAAACUCAGAGCCCAUAAGACAACCUUCAGGAGUGACCGAUGUGGGGCGUUUUUCACCUGUGUUGAAUACCUGCCUGGUAAUGAACGUCUAGUGACUGGUGGUAUGAAUGGCUCAUUGUACGUGUGGAUUCCGGAUUUCCCAGAUAUGUGUGAACAGGUACUGAAAGGACAUAGAAAGCCAAUCAAAUAUAUCAUGGAUAACAAACUGGACAAAGUACUUAUCAGUAUAUCCGAGGACAAAAACGUACGUGUGUGGAACACAGUGACCUUGGAGUGUAAUCAAAGUAUGUAUGUUGACAACCUGCCGAGGUCCCAGAUGACGGGGGCUUAUUAUAACACUCUUAACAACGAGCUAAUCGUGUCAACAUCACACCAUGUUGUAAAAAAUCUGGGACGAGGAACCAAUUUAUUCCAGAGAUUGCUAACAUCCCAUGACAAGCCCCUGUGCGCUGCCCUCUACCACAGCAUUUUCAAACAGCUGGUCUCUGUCUGCCAAAACGGCGUGGUAAAAGUGAGGGACAUCACAACUGGAAAGGAAAUCAUACAGUUCAAAAUCACUCCAGACCAGCAAGAGGGUCUCUACGCUGUUACAUUCGAUGGUCCACAACGCAGACUGAUUACAAUCGCAAAGGAUGGGAAAGUAAAACUGUGGAACUUCAACACCGGACAACUGCUUGAUGUUCUACCUGUCACUGUGCAGAAGGAGGUCACAGCUAUUCUUUGCAGAGAAGAGAAAAUCUACGUGUCAGGAAGGAACUCCAGUACCAUUUUUAUCCUGGAUCUGGAAAAUAAUGACCACGGCUUUUUGGAGCACGCGUUUUUAACAGAUAUCUCCUCCAUGGAUUUCUAUGAGAACACACUGACUGCCACCUCCAGCAACGGAAACACUGUUGUCUGGGAUGUUGAGGCUGAAAAGGCAAUCUACUGGAUCAAUCCGAGCAAGAGUCCCCAGACAAAUAUGGUGAACACAAAAAGUAAAAAACAGAUGGGACGGACAGGAAAUCUGCGUGCUCUGAAGAGAAAGAAGAAAGUCAAAUGCACUGGAACAACAAACCUCAGUGCACUGCAAGGGGAGAUGGAUUGUGUGAAAUCCUUACAUUUGAAGACCAGGGAUAGCAAAGCAGACACAGCCACACUGCUGACCUCUGCAGACGGCUACAUCUUUGCCUAUUCUCCUAAAAUCAAGGGAGGUCUGAUAGGAAAGUUCAGGGCAGUGAAAGAUGAUGGUGCCGUCAUUACCGCCAUGACAGUUGAUGUUGAGGAACAUAGUUUACUUGCAGGGGACAGUAAAGGGAGGGCCUAUGUGUGGGACAUCCAGAAUUUUUGGGAUGGAAAACAGUCAUUCAAAGACCCAUUUGAGGAAAUCAAAGGAUGGAGAGUGUCAGUGUGUCCCCCCCCUCUGUUGGCAUCCUGGCAAGCUCACCAUAAAAGGGUGGUGGAUAUCGGGUUUGAAUCUACAUGUGGGAACAUAUUCACUGCAGGGUAUGACUGCAAAGUGGAGCUAUGGACCAAAACAGGCCGCCACAUAGGCCUCUUUGGGAAGGACUCAUGGGAUUUAACGACUUCCAGUCCUCAAAUGAGUGAUGACCUGGAGUUCAAGGAAAGACCAGGCACAGAAGAGGAUAACAACCAGAAGCAAGCAGAAAGAGCAGGCACGUGGACGCAUGAUGACCAGGAGCUAGAAGAAAAUCCAGACAUGAUAUGGGACUAUGAAAACUCUGAUGAAUGCAGGAAAGUUGAAAAACUACUUCGAGAAUUGGAAGAAAGGUAUGGAAAACCUGGCAAGAAGAGCCAGUGCACGGCUGAACUGCUGAAGACUCCGAUGUCCAAAGAGGAAAUGGACAAAGCAGAUGGAGGGGCAAUGAGGGUAGUUCCAGAGUAUGAUCUAGCUAAAAAAGACAAGGAUGAAAACGCACUCCGCAAGUUGAAGGCUAAACCGCCAAAGCCUAAACCGCCAAAGCCCCAUGAUGAACCCUUGUUCUUCUGUGGAUACAGACUCUGCCCACCUGACCCCUUGCCAGAAACUCAGAUAUAUAGCCGAAGGGCCAAAUAUGGACGUGUGAUCAGGAUUCAGCAGAGAGAAAUAGUAAAUGACAAGACCUUCACACCAUGUCCACCAAAUGACAGGACCUUCACACCAUGUCCACCAAAUGACAGGACCUUCACACCAUGUCCACCAAAGCAAGACAGGUUUCAGCAAACACAAGAGUGUGUUGGUCCAACAUCGACCCAUGAUCUGCUUCAACAAAAGCAAGACCCCGCAGAGCUGGAGCUCACAACAGGCAGUCCUUCCAGGAGCUCACACUUCACCCAAGGACCAAAUCCUUUACUCACUAAGAGGUCUAAGCUACCACCUAACACCCUUAAUCAACAACCUGAACAAAAACCAAAGCCGCUUCGUUUCCCACCAAUCCAUGAUAGGGUUACCAAGCUUACCACAGGCUGUGACAGUCCUUCCAAAUAUGGACGCGUGCUCAGGAUCCCGCAGAAAGAAAUAAUAAAUGACAGGACCUUCACACCAUGUCCACCAAAGCAUGACAGGUUUCAGCAAACACAAGAGUGUGUUGGUCCAACAUCGACCCAUGAUCUGCUUCAACAAAAGCAAGACCCCGCAGAGCUGGAGCUCACCACAGGCAGUCCUUCCAUGAGCUCACACUUCACCCAGAGACAAAAAACUUUACUCACUGAGAGGUCUAAGCUACCACCUAACACCCUUAAUCAACAACCUGAACGAAAACCAAAGCCGCUUCGUUUACCACCAAUCCAUGAUAGGGUUACCAAGCUCACCACAGGCUGUGACAGUCCUUCCACGAGCUCACACUUCACACAGAAACCAAAUCCUUUGGCCAUUAAGAGGUCUAAACUACCACCUAACACCCGCAAUCAGCGACCUGGACCAAAACCAAAGCAUGUUUGUUUACCACCAAUCCAGGAUAGGGUUACUCCGCCUACUACAGGCCAUGCUAAGCCCUCUAGUUACUCGGGUUACAUAUUCGUUCUGCCCAACCCACUGACGUCCAAACGCACCCAAAAAGUUGUCGUCCUACCACCAAUACUUAAAAAGAUCAGCACCAACAUCCGCCUCAGCAUACCAGGCCAUUCUAAGACCCAUUAAUCAGCAACAUCCACCUCCAACGUUUUGGUUUACUCCGAGCACUUCGGUUUUCCCAAAACAUCAAAUGAUAUUAAAGUAUCAACAAAUAAAUUCUAAGAAUCAACAUUG